GAAUUGAAAGAAAAUGGCAGUGGGAAUACCAGUUGGGAGACUAUUAUAGUAGGCAGGUGAGAGCUACAGAAGACAUGACAUAGUUGUGACUGUGGGUAUAGGGAAGGUUCUGCACCUCCACAUUGGAGAGAUUUGGGGUUAUAGUAGGCAGAAUCUCCUUUACUGAAGAGAUCUAAGGAGUGAGUCUAAGGGAAGAUGGGAAAAGAGGAAGCAGACAGGACUUGAGGAUUUUCAGCUAGGGCAUAGGAAUAACCAUAUGCCUUAAAUUUCACACAUGAGAUCCUACUUCAGAUAUUAGGUCUUAAUUUUUAAUUUCUUUGAAUUAUCUGUGUUAUGUUGAUUCAGGAAAGUUAGGGUGACUGGGAGAAUGGUUCAUACGCUUUCUAGGGGUUAACUGCAUUUAGAAACCGAACAAUUCUCCAGUAAGUAAUCUAUACAGUAGAGAAGCUGUUGUCUAAUCCUAGAGGCUAUUUCUGUCUUUUCUCUCCAUCAUCCUGCUCUUUGAGGAGUGAAAUACAUAGAAUUGCUCUUUAGUUGCACAUGCAUUCCUCUGCCUGGCCACUCAUCCCAGCCAAAUCUCCUAUUUUCCAUACUAAAGGGUAUAAAACAUUUGUUUUGUUUUCUUCCAUCAUAAAAGAAUACCUAUUGCUCUUUUAAAAACUGGAUAUUUUAAUAUAAUAAAAAUUAUCCUGUGCUGGCUAAUUACUUAGAAAGGAAAUGAAAAGAAAAUCUUCAUAAAUGUGGCUAUUAAGAACAUUUCAGACCCAAGUGUUUAUGUAAUUUCUUCCAUUUGCCAUUCAGCCAUAAUGGGUUUCUAGAUAAAAACGAUGCUGCCCAAAGAGUCAUUUUCAGGGAGGGAUUGCUGCUAAUAGAGGAAAUUUGUGUCCCAGCUACAAUGCAGUAAUGUAACUGUCAGCAAUUUACUAAAUAAUCAGGUGUGCCUGGCACGUUAUUUUUGUAGCUCUUGUAUGAGCAUGUUUAAGGAAAAAAAAUAAUGCUCUUCUGAUGUGUUGUGUCUCUUUGCUAUGAGACUGACAUUACACAUAGGUAUUAUCUUCAUUCUCUGUUCCCCAUCCUUGGAAAUUUGAGGGCUUUCUGGCUGCUAGUAGAGAAUUCUUUACAAGUUGUUUUGUGGGAGCCUUAGAGGUCCUUGCUCAUUCUAAGUCCCUCCGCAAGAUACUGCAUUAUCCAUGCAGCUUAUGAGACUCUAAACUACCUUAUGCAAAAGAAAAAAAAUUACACAAUUAACAUUUAUUCCAUAGAUUCUGUGUUAAAUAUGAAAAGCAAGAUGCCUGGCACAUGUCAGAUUCGCGAAUUCACUUGCAGUGUCUUUAUUUUUACUGAUGAGGAAAUCUAGGUUCUGAAAGUAACCUAUACGAGGUCACACAGCUAGCGCCAGAUGCAGGAUUCGACCCAGCUCAAGAGAUGGCUGCCCAGUGUGUCACAAAGGUGGAACUGAAUAUUUCCUGUGACAAUCUUUUGGAUAAAGAUGUAGGGUCAAAGUCAGACCCUUUGUGUGUGUUAUUUUUGAAUACGAGUGGUCAACAGUGGUAUGAGGUUGACCGCACAGAAAGGAUUAAGAAUUGCUUGAAUCCCAAAUUUUCCAAGACAUUUAUUAUUGAUUACUACUUUGAAGUGGUUCAGAAAUUGAAAUUUGGGAUUUAUGACAUUGACAACAAAACUAUCGAGCUGAGUGAUGAUGACUUCCUAGGAGAAUGUGAAUGUACCCUUGGACAAAUUGUUUCCAGUAAGAAACUAACUCGACCACUGGUGCUUAAAAAUGGCAGACCUGCAGGGAAAGGAAGAAUUACGAUUUCAGCUGAAGAAAUAAAGGAUAACAGAGUUGUCUUGUUUGAAAUGGAAGCAAGAAAACUUGAUAAUAAGGAUCUAUUUGGAAAGUCAGAUCCAUACCUGGAAUUCCACAAGCAGAUGUCUGAUGGAAACUGGCUAAUGGUUCAUCGAACAGAGGUUAUUAAAAACAACUUGAAUCCUGUUUGGAGGCCUUUUAAAAUCUCUCUUAACUCCCUGUGCUAUGGAGAUAUGGAUAAAACUAUUAAGGUAGAGUGUUAUGAUCAUGACAAUGAUGGGUCCCAUGAUCUCAUUGGAACAUUUCAAACCACCAUGACAAAACUGAAAGAAGCCUCCAGAAAUUCACCUGUUGAAUUUGAGUGCAUAAAUGAAAAAAAGAGGCAAAAGAAGAAAAGCUACAAGAAUUCAGGUGUUAUCAGUGUGAAACAGUGUGAGAUUACAGUGGAAUGUACAUUCCUUGACUAUAUCAUGGGAGGAUGUCAACUGAAUUUUACUGUGGGUGUGGACUUCACUGGCUCCAAUGGUGAUCCAAGGUCUCCCGACUCCCUUCAUUACAUCAGCCCCAAUGGUGUUAAUGAGUAUUUGACUGCAAUCUGGUCUGUGGGACUGGUCAUUCAAGAUUAUGAUGCUGAUAAGAUGUUUCCAGCUUUUGGUUUUGGAGCUCAGAUCCCACCUCAGUGGCAGGUUUCUCAUGAAUUUCCAAUAAACUUUAAUCCGUCCAAUCCCUACUGUAAUGGAAUUCAAGGCAUUAUAGAGGCAUAUCGGGCCUGCCUUCCUCAGAUAAAACUCUAUGGACCAACUAAUUUUUCUCCAAUCAUAAAUCAUGUGGCCAGGUUUGCUGCUGCAGCCACACAACAACAGACAGCUUCUCAAUAUUUUGUGCUCUUAAUCAUUACCGAUGGCGUGAUCACAGACCUUGAUGAGACCAGACAAGCUAUCGUUAACGCUGCCAAGCUGCCUAUGUCCCUCAUCAUUGUCGGAGUCGGAGAUGCUGACUUUGGUGCCAUGGAGUUUCUGGAUGGUGAUGGUGGAAGUCUCCGCUCCCCGUUGGGCGAGGUAGCCAUCAGGGAUAUUGUCCAGUUUGUGCCUUUCAGACAGUUCCAGAACGCUCCAAAAGAAGCGCUUGCUCAAUGUGUCUUGGCGGAGAUCCCCCAGCAGGUGGUAGGCUACUUCAACACAUACAAACUCCUUCCUCCCAAGAACCCGGCUACGAAAUGAAAGGAGCUCUGGUCGCCUGAGCAGAGAGAAGUCUUUUGUGCUGUGUGGAGCAAUGGAUUUCCCUCUGACCCCAAAUCAUGAAUCUGUCAUUUUACACACUUCUCACGAACCCCAGCAUUUAUGAUGCAAACCUAGUUCUCUAUGGAUUAUGUCUAUUUAAAGCAUUCUUUUUUACUUUUUUUGGAGGAAAGUGCUAACUUAAUCUUUGCCCAAUCAAUUCAGUGAUUGCUAGUGAUUUACAGUAAUUGCAGUGAGGCUAUUUGGAUUAGAAACUGGUGUGAGAAAAGUGGAUUUUGUUCUUGUGGUUGUUUACUUUCAUAUGACGAAAAUGUUGUUUUUGAAUGUUUGUAAAUAAGAAAGAGUGGAAAAUUUUUGGAAUGAUGCGAAGGUUGCUGUGCUUUGCUCUAGGCAAUAUAUGUUUUAUAAGCCAAUGUCCAUGCCUGACAACAAGGGCUUCUUAAAUUAGAUGAUAUUGAAUUUGUUUCUAGAACUAUACUUAGUGCUAUUCCAUGGGAUAAAACUACCUUUACUUGUGCCUGAAUUUUGCUGCAAUUUAGACAUGCACAGUUCAAAACAGCAUGCAUCCUUAUAGGACUUCAUGAAAAGUACCGAAUGGGAAGGAAAGGCACAUAUUCAGUUCUUAAAAUUGUACAAUCAACAAGUAAAAGGAACCUCAUGUAAGUAAGCCAUUUUUAUUUGCCUUCCUAGAUCUUUCUUUUUCAUUAUUGAAUACCGUAAACAUGGUCAGAUUUGACCUUUUCAUUGAUUGUACGUGACACUCAGGAUUCUGUAUCUGCAUUGAUGAUAGGUAGCCCUAGAUUCAACAUUAUUAGAUUAUUUUAAUUGGAGUUUGUUAAAAUGGUUAGGAUGGGUUUAUCCAGGAAAACUGUAAGAACCAAACAUAUAAGGGGAAAUUCAGAAUUCUAUUUCCUUUUAAUCAAUGAAAGACUUUACUUAUUAAAAAAGGCAAUGUUUAUACUUUCCUUGUUAAGGUCCCAUAUAUUGAUUUGUACAUUUGUGUAGAUUCAUUUAGAUAUUCUCUCUUUUUUUUUAAGUAACAUUUUUAGUCUGAUUUUUUUAAACUCAUGGUAGUGGUUAUUAAUCAAAAUCAUAUCUUACGUUUUAAUAAUGAGCUAUUUCCUAAAUCCAGAAUGUAUUGUAUUAAGCAUAAAACCUGUUAUAACUUUAAAAAAAAAUCCAGUUGCUGCAUAGGAUAGAGUGUGUUUUUAUUUUUUUAGUAGAAUUUUUUUCCUGAUUUUUACCCUUUAGAACAUAAUACUUAGCAAACAUUACCUUUUCAGAAUAGAUUCAGUAACGUUUUAUUGAGGAGCUGUGUGCCAAGUACUAUG
Molecule: messenger RNA, 4376 nt
Organism: Delphinapterus leucas (beluga whale)
Lineage: Eukaryota; Metazoa; Chordata; Mammalia; Artiodactyla; Monodontidae
Source: RefSeq, a predicted model, not a curated record